Limulus polyphemus (Atlantic horseshoe crab) is the source of this 456-nucleotide messenger RNA. Its product is annotated as GTP-binding nuclear protein ran-1-like. Gene Ontology annotation, biological process: ribosomal subunit export from nucleus; protein import into nucleus. Gene Ontology annotation, molecular function: GTP binding; GTPase activity. The record is from RefSeq and is a predicted model, not a curated record. Gene Ontology annotation, cellular component: cytoplasm; nucleus. Lineage: Eukaryota; Metazoa; Arthropoda; Merostomata; Xiphosura; Limulidae. The transcript has 4 exons. The coding region runs from base 118 to 441 and encodes 107 amino acids.
AAGUACAGGUACUCCGCGCCAAAAUCUUUCGAAGGUCUUCAUAGUCCUGCCUAGCGGUUGCGGAAGUUUUUUAGGAGUAAGUGUUGUGUGCCGAAGAAGAGUCGUACAAAAAAAGAAAUGCAGCAACCACAACAGAAUCAACCAACAAACCAAGGAGAUGGUAUUCCCACUUUUAAAUGUGUAUUAGUGGGGGAUGGUGGAACAGGAAAGACAACAUUUGUGAAAAGGCAUCUUACUGGAGAAUUUGAAAAGAAGUAUGUGGCAACUCUUGGUGUGGAAGUUCACCCUUUAGUUUUUCACACCAACCGUGGGCCAAUCAGGUUUAAUGUGUGGGAUACAGCAGGUCAAGAAAAAUUUGGAGGUUUGCGUGAUGGAUACUAUAUUCAGGGUGAGCUGUUCUUCCAAAGAUUCAUAUUUAUUUGUAAAAAUGAUUUAUUAUAAACAGACAAUGGUGAU